AUGCUUUUGCAGGAUAUGGAAAUCCCUGGUUUCACCGCCCACAUUGAAUUAGCAGAGACUGUGCCACAUUUCAUCCCAGAUAUGACCAGUCGACUGUUGGACUGUGCAUCUGGAACCGGUCUCCUUGGGCAAGAGCUUAAGAAACGCGGUUUCCUUCGCAUUGAUGCUCUUGACACAUCUAAGGAAUCUUUAGAUUACAGCCGGAAGAAACAGGUAUACACCAAUUACUUCUAUACAUAUGACGGAAUCUGCAUGUGUGCUGCUAUGGGGAAAGCCCACGUCCGUCCCGACUGUUUCCCAGAACUGGUUCGCAUCACUAAACCAGGCUAG
Patiria miniata (bat star) is the source of this 330-nucleotide messenger RNA. RefSeq lists its product as uncharacterized. NCBI's taxonomy places the organism in Eukaryota, Metazoa, Echinodermata, Asteroidea, Valvatida, Asterinidae. Bases 1 to 330 code for a protein of 109 amino acids. The record is from RefSeq and is a predicted model, not a curated record. The transcript has 3 exons.